UGAAAUAAUAAGCUGUAUUGAGACGUGACAAAAAGGAUUGUGAAGUCGGAGAUCUAUAAGACAUUCUGGAAGUAGGAGCAGAGUCCAAAAGCCCCUAGUGGAUAUGCUAAGGAAUUCAGAGGCUGUGAUAUACAACAUACCAUAUACACACUUAAACUUAUCAUCUACAAUUUUAGCAUGUAACAAUUUUUGUUAUCUGACUUUCUUUUGCAUACAAAUCUAUAAGCUAGUACUUUCUGCACUUUUAAUAUAAAAUUUCUGAAUUCAGUUUUCCAAUGUUCACUUAAAAUUGCUAUGUAUAGCCAAUAAAAAAAUAUAUGAAUAUCAGUCAA
This is a messenger RNA of Acanthoscelides obtectus, 332 nucleotides long. NCBI's taxonomy places the organism in Eukaryota, Metazoa, Arthropoda, Insecta, Coleoptera, Chrysomelidae. The record is from the annotation of a GenBank genome assembly.